AUGGACAUCACUUCCAUGCAAAUGGUUUCAACAGCAACAAAGCCGGGGUUCAACCAAAAGCCUUACAAUCAUAAUACCAAGAAUAAUUACAGGGCCGGUAUAUCAUGCAGGGCCGGUAAUUUAGCCAUGCAGAGAGGAAAGGCCAAUUUUUAUGAAGUUCUGUCUCUUGCUUAUGCCGAGAACGUGUGCUUAUCUGACAUAAAAAAAGCUUACCGGAGAAUGGUGCUUCGGUAUCACCCAGAUGUUUGCCCUCCCUCUGCCAAAGAGGAAUCCACGAAGCGAUUUCUUGAGCUCCAGAUGGCUUACGAGACACUUUCGGAUCCGGUUUCUCGUGAAAUGUAUGACUGUGAGCUGGGUUUAGGGUUUAUGGAGGAGGAGGAGGAUAGAGAAUCGAGAUUUCCCAGAAAUGUUUGGGAAAAACAACUCGACGGAUUAAAGAAACGGGGUCAAAUGGGGGCUUCUACCGAAGGAGGCGAACCGAAGCUUCCGAAUGGGACCGAAGCGAAGAAAAACGAGAAGCACGAAGAAACGACUGCUCAGAACACAACCUCAGAACCAAGUGACAAAAAGAGAAAUAAAGAACCGAGAGACUUGCCCGAAAAGACCGUGACGUGCGAACUGACAAGCUGGAUAGAAUCAUGGGAGCAGUGUGACGUUCUUACGGCAGCCGCUGUGAUCGGAACUGUUCCAACCGUUGCCGUGGCUUAUAGCUAUUAUAGAAGGUCAGGCUGA
This is a messenger RNA of Hibiscus syriacus, 732 nucleotides long. Its product is annotated as chaperone protein DnaJ-like. Gene Ontology annotation, cellular component: chloroplast. Lineage: Eukaryota; Viridiplantae; Streptophyta; Magnoliopsida; Malvales; Malvaceae. Bases 1 to 732 code for a protein of 243 amino acids. The transcript has 3 exons. The record is from RefSeq and is a predicted model, not a curated record.